GAGGUUGGGGUGGGGCGGUGUUCCCACAGUCGGUGAGUCGGGGAGGUGAUGCAGUGCCACUCAGUGCAGUGCCACUCAGUGCAGUGCCACUCAGUGUAGUGCCACCCAAUGCAGUGCCAGUUUCGGGUGAAGUGAUAAUUUCUACGCAGUGCCUCACUGCUUGUGCUCGUCUUCGGCUGCAGUUCCAGCAGUGACGGAAGAAUCAGUGGCCAAAGGCACUUUGUAGGUGCCAUAUUGACUGUGACCUCAGAGUGGUGGUGCCACCUUCCCCUCCCAUCUCACCUACUAGGUCACAGUUGUUCGUGAGGUUACUCAAGAGGUACAUCCGCUCUGGAGGUCAUCUAGGGUCACCUAAAGUCAGUGAGGGACCAAGACACCGGCUGAACCAGCCACUCCACGGGUCAACCAGGGGUCAAAUUUACCCCAGGAAUCACCAGAGAUAACAGCCACCUCCCAGUCAUUCAUCAGGUCACUCCAGGUUAUCUUCGGGAUGAUGGUGGUGGAAUGGUAGAGGCGAGGGUGACCCCAGCAGAGUCAUUCAAGUUUACAUCACUCUACACGUUCAACAUUUCAGGUUGAAAUGCCACAGAGAGUCCGCAGGAGACAAAUGAUUGUUGUAGACGACCGUGAUCCAGUCGGAGAGCUACCUCCACCCUUCCCUCCCAGGAACAUCGAGGUCAAGGAAGAUGUGGACAUGCGCAAGUUCUACAACCUGAAGAAGGAGAUAGGGAGGGGCAGGUUCGGCACUGUGUACCUGGCAGAGGACAAGAGCACGGGACAAAAGUUCGCAGCUAAGUUCGUCAACACCAAAAGGAACCAGGACCGAGCUAACGCCGAGCGGGAGGUGGAGAUCAUGAAAUCUCUCAACUCCGACUCUCCUCAUCCCAGGCUUAUACAGCUCUAUGACGCCUACAACAUGACAAAGGAAAUGUGCCUUGUCCUCGAGAUAGUGGAUGGUGGAGAACUGUUCGAAAGAGUGAUUGAUGACGAUUUUGUCUUGUCCGAGAAAGCCUGCACCGUAUUUAUACGUCAGAUCUGUGAGGGCAUAGAGUUUAUACACUCCAAGAACAUCCUGCAUCUGGACAUGAAGCCGGAGAACAUCCUGUGCUUGUCGCGGGAGGGCAACAGAAUUAAGAUCUGCGACUUCGGGCUGGCUCGCCGCUAUGAUCCACGCAAGAAGCUACAAGUUCUCUUUGGCACACCAGAAUUUGUAGCCCCAGAGGUCGUCAACUUUGAGCCCAUCAGCUUCGGCACUGACAUGUGGAGCGUCGGCGUCAUCACCUAUGUCCUGCUGUCAGGUUUAUCACCAUUCAUGGGUCACAACUACGUGGAGACGAUGACUAACGUGACGCAUAACAAAUACGACUUUGAGGAUGAAAGUUUCAAGAGUGUCUCAGACGAGUCCAAGGAGUUUAUCCAGAAACUGUUGGUGCUGGAUAAAAGUUUGCGCCUGACCCCUGCACAGUGUCUCCGCCAUGACUGGCUAAGAAGGCCACCCCCCUCCACCUUGCGCUACAGAUGCCUAGAGUCUGAGGGCGGGUCUGAGGGCGAGUCUGAGGGGGAAUCUGAGGAAGAGUCUGAGGAAGAAUCCGAAUCAGAAGACUCAGAGACUGACAACUCACUCACAGAGGAGAAGAUUGCAAAGGAGGAAAAGGAAAAUGAAAAGGAGAGGAGGAGGAGAGAUAAUGAACAGAUAAAAAACAUUGAAAUCAAGAGAAAAGAAUUGGAAAAACAAAUGGAAGAAAAGAAGAAAGACUUAGAAAAACAAAUGGAAGAAAAGAAGAAAGACUUAGAAAAACAAAUGGAAGAAAAGAAGAAAGAACUGGAAAAAAAGGCAGCGGCUAUAAAACAAGAGGAGGAGCUGGAACGAACAAAAAAACAACUGAAGGAAUUUGUGGAGAGAUGGAACUCCCAUCCUAACUCGCCAUAUCUGGUGGGGACACCCAUUCCACUGGAUCUACAGCGGCUAGUCAGGACAGGUGGCUGGAACUCCAGAGCAUCCUUAGCAUCCUUUGCCUCUAUGGCUGUGGCACCCCCAUCUGACAUUGCUGACCUCUCACACCUGGAGGAAGAUGUGUUUACCUUCAAUGACCUGGAUGCUGUAACUAAUGAGGAGGCACUAAUUAACAAUGUGGAUAGCCAAGAAGAUUUCACACUGUACACAAUAGAGCCCACAGCACCCCUCACCAAGCAACCAUCACCAGAGGAAGUGGCCAAAGAGCUGGAGGCUAAACUGAUACAACUGCAACUGGAGGACACAACAGUAUCCAGCAAGGAUACAAGUACAGGUGAAGGUAUCUACCAUAAUCCUACAACAUGCACAACUAGAACUAAAUUUGAUGAUAUGCAAGAAGAACUGAAUGAGAUUUUGAAACUACAGAAUACAACAAAAAAUGCAAAGAACAAAACUGUACUAAAUGAUGUAGCUAAUAAUAGUAAGGAUAAAAUUAAUAAAUAUAAUGAAGAACAGGCAAAGGCUAAAGAUAUCCUUAAUAAAAAAGAAGAGCAAAGGAAGCCUAAUGAUAUACUGAUAAAUAAGGAGAAAGAACCCCUAGAAAAGGUUAUUGAGGUACCACACAAAAUGAGUGCAGAAUCUAUGGAAAAACACAAGAGAGCAUAUGAAGAACGGAAGAAAAUGAAAGAUAUGGAUUCAGACCAGCCAAAAGGCAAAGAAAAUAAUGGGAGAAGCAGCAUCAGCAACCAUCAGGAUCAGGAGAAACCAAAGAGUGUAGAUAGAAAAACAAUGAGAGAAUCAAAAUCCAAAAUAUCUGAGGAGCUGCCUGAGGCUGAAAAGAUCAUUAAUGACAUACUGAGGGUAGAUCACAAGAGUGCAUAUGAGGAAUAUAAGAGAAUGAUGGCCGAGUCACAGAUGAAGAUUGACGAGAAAAAGGCAAAUGAAAGCUUUGGGCUUGGGGGAGUAAUUUCAAGACAAAGAAAAAAGUCCCUAUCACGUUCAGAACAGGGAGGUAGCAACAGAGAUAGCACCUCUCGAGGCACAACUUCCAAAAACAGCGAAGAACGGGAAUACAGUCCCAGAGGCUCAAGAGGUUCAACUCCAACCAAGCAGCUCAAGAAACAGCCCUCUAGAGAUGUGCCUCUUCCAGUCAAGAACACAGAUAGGGAAGAUCAAGGAGCAACACCAGUUCUUCAUGUGUCUUUGAGAGUUGGCUCUUUACCUUCUGCCACCAAUGAUAAUGACAGUUUACACAGCAUUGAAAAGCAAAGCUCUGUUGAUAUGAUGCCAGGGAGUCCUACCCGAAGGAGCCGAAAGACUUCACGUGAGGAGCGUCCACCCUCCAGAGAGUCCGAUAGGAGUACCCGGGGAGGAACUCCUGUUAGCAGUAGCCAUCGGCGACCUUCUCGAGAUGUUCCCCUCAGUCCUGCUCAGUUGGAACGCCUGGAUGCAAGCUUUAGCCUGAGUAUCUCUGACCAAACAUUUCCUCAGUCACAAGCUUGGCCUGACAUUAUUGUUGGGCCUCAAGGUGAAGAUAGUGAAGACUUGCCAGAUUAUAAAGAUUCUUUAGAUAUUCCGGUUGCAACUCUAAUGAAGAGUCCAAGUGGAACAUUGUUAUCUGUCCCAGGGGUGACAGUUUCUCAAGUAAACAAGCAGGCAUUAAAUGAUCCCUCACCUCCGAGUCCCAACCAGGCAAACGAUGAGACAGUUGCCAAAGAUGAGCAAGCCUAUGUCCCAAACAACAAGCUAGUUGCAUGGAUACUCGAUAUUGGCACAAAGCAAGUUCAACAAACUUCAUCUGUCAGCAUGUCUGAUCGUGUGAACCAGUGGGAAUCAAGAGAUUCUUCCCCCAGACUAACCCCUUCUCCUUCCAGAGACAGAUCUCCACGGCCUAGAGAGUUAUCUCCAUUGCCUACUGGAAAAGAGAGAGAAAAAUCUCCCACAUUGGCGAGGCCACAGCCAUUUCAGCCUUUAUCACGGGAGGCAUCUUCUGAUAGUCUUUUCAUCCAAACACCUUGGGGGACCCUGAAACGUUCUCCAUCCAAGAGUAGCUUAUCAAAAACUCAGUCUUUUGAAGCUCCUUCCACAAAGAUAGGAGAAAUGACAUCAACUGUGCUCGGUAGUACAGAUUUGUCAUCAGAAAAAUCUGAUGACAGCACAUACACUGACAAUGCAACACAAUCUCGGUCUCCUAAAGCAGUGGGAUCAAAGUUAAUAAGACAAUUAGCUGUGGAGGUGACAGACUCCCAGCCUGCCCACAGGGUUAGCAGUGAUAUACCUCCCAAACCUCCAGAAAGGAAUAAAGAAACAUAUAAAAGUGAGCAAGAAGAUGAUAGACCUGCAGUCAAACAAGAAAAUAAUGAAAGAAAAGUUUUAAUCGAAAAAAUACAUAAUGAUAGAACUGAAAUCAAGCAAGAAGAUAAUGGUAGAACAACUACAGUCAAGCAAAAUGUUAAUAGAACUGAAAUCAACCAAGACAAUCAUAGAACUGCAGUCAAGCAAGAUGAUUUUAAAAGCUACACACUGCCCAGAUCAUCAAAACUUAUGAAACAGAGGUCAUCAGAUUGUUUAAAUUUGUAUUCAAGUGACAAGAAGCAAGACAUCAAGAAGCCUCCACCUAUUGAUAUUAAGAAAAUUAAUGAAGACUAUAACACUCAAAGUCUAAAGAGAAAAAGCAAAUUCCCUCCUUCACCAAACCAAAAGAAGAAAAUUGGUCCCAUGCUCUUUUCUGCUCAGGAUCGAAUAUUUCAGUUUGAGCAAAAGCCUACGUUCAGUCACCCACCACAGCAACCCAUCACUAGAACCAGAAGUAAUGUUGUUCUUUCACUUUGCUCUGAGAAGGUAUCAAAUGAUGUUAACAAGAAUGGCUUGCGUGGGGCUAAAGUGAAUGACAAGACUCAGGUCGGGUACCUGAGGACAAGGCUCCUGGAAAAAGUAGGCAAGAGUACACCUACACUGCCUGAGGAACCAGGCCAGGGUGAAGACUCAAUCAGUCAGAGUACCACUAACAAUAAAAGGAAUAGUGCUGGUGGCUCCGGGCCCUCCCACCUCCGUUAGCAAACCUCUCACACGCAGUUUCACUUUACAAGGUGUAUGAAUGUUAAACUCCUAAAGCAUCUGUAUUAAGUUUAUGAAUAUAUUUGAGAAGUGCCAGGCUGUGCCGUCACUCACUGGACAUAAAUGUGUGAGAGCAACUCAUUUCCCUCCAUCAUGCAUAUUUAACCAUAUCACAAUAUCUGUUACUGUUAGAAAACUUUGCAUGUUUAUGACCACAGAAUAUAAAAAUUACACAAUCAUUUGUCAAAGUAUUACUUUUUCACCUUACAUACAUACACACACACACAAAUACACAUACAGUAUAUAGUACAGAAAAUUAUACCUGGUGAUGUUUCUAAUCAUCAUGUCAACAACACUGUGACCAGCAUUAUCACGCUUUGACAAAUUAUGUUCGCAAAGGCAGCUUUCAUAAGGAAGAAUUUUGUCACUAUUGCUUUAUAAGCAUGUUAAAUUUUUUUGCAUUAUUAUAAAUGAAACUUGUACAAG
Messenger RNA from Cherax quadricarinatus, 5497 nucleotides. Lineage: Eukaryota; Metazoa; Arthropoda; Malacostraca; Decapoda; Parastacidae. The record is from RefSeq and is a predicted model, not a curated record.